Molecule: messenger RNA, 1539 nt
Organism: Capsaspora owczarzaki ATCC 30864
Lineage: Eukaryota; Filasterea; Ministeriida; Capsasporidae
Product: lysosomal aspartic protease
Exons: 4
Coding region: 54-1442 (462 amino acids)
Biological process (GO): lipid metabolic process; proteolysis
Molecular function (GO): aspartic-type endopeptidase activity
Source: RefSeq, a predicted model, not a curated record
UGUUUGCAUUCGGACAGCAGCAGUCUUCCUUUCUUUUCCCCUUCCUCUUUCCAAUGCGUUUCACUGCCUUUGUGGCUGUCGCUCUGCUCGGCUUGGUCGCGCUUUCCGCGGCCAUUCCCGUUGCUCCCGGCGUCGUCAAGGUCGCCAUCUCGAAGGCGCCCGCCGCCAUCAACCCCAACCGCCGCUCGCUCGGCGCAAACCCCGCCGUCAACCUCGGCAACUUUGAGAAUGCUCAGUACUACGGUGAAAUCGAGAUCGGAACCCCGCCGCAAAAGUUCAAGGUCGUCUUCGACACUGGCUCGUCCAACGCGUGGGUCCCCUCGGCCACUUGCAAGAUCACCGACCUGCCCUGCGACCUCCACAAAAAGUACCACUCUGAAAAGUCGAGCACCUACGUUGCCAACGGCACCACCUUUGCCAUCCAGUACGGCUCUGGCUCGCUCACGGGCUACCUGUCGCAAGACACCUUCACCGUCGCCGGCCUCAAGGUCACCAACCAGGUCUUUGCUGAGGCCACCAACGAGCCCGGCCUUGCUUUCGUCCUUGCUCGCUUUGACGGCCUGCUCGGCCUCGGCUUCCAGGAAAUCUCCGUCCUGAACGUUGUCCCCGUCUUCUACAACAUGGUCGCCCAGGGCCUGCUCAACUCGGCCUCGUUCGCCUUCUGGCUCAGCCGCAACGGCACCUCCAUCCUCAAGCCCGGCGGCGAGCUCGUCCUCGGUGGUGUCGACCCCAGCCACUACACUGGUGCCUUCACCUACAUUCCCGUCAGCAAGCCCGGCUACUGGCAGUUCGCCCUCGACUCUGUCCAGGUCGGCUCGACCACCUUUGGCGCCAACACCCAGGGCAUUGCUGACUCUGGCACGUCCCUCCUCGCUGGCCCCGUCGCCGACGUCAAGAAGAUCAACGCCCAGAUUGGCGCCAUCGGCAUCCUCGCCGAGGAGUGCGACAUGAUUAUCGAGCAGUACGAGCCCAUCAUUGUCGAGGGCCUCGUCCAGCGCCUCGACCCCGUCACCAUUUGCAAGGAGAUUGGCUCGUGCAAGGCCAACGCCUCCACCUCGUGCUACACUUGCAAGCUGCUCAUCACCGCUCUCGAUGCCGAGCUCGGCAACAACCGCACCCAGGCUGCCAUCGAGGCCGCCCUCGAGGGCCAGUGCAACCGCCUCCCUUCCCCCGACGGUGAGAGCCUCGUUGACUGCACCAAGCUCGACACUAUGCCCACCAUCUCGUUCGUCCUCGGCGGCAAGUCCUUCCCCCUCACCCCCAAGCAGUACGUUCUCGAGGUCACCUCGGAGGGCCAGAGCGAGUGCAUUUCGGGCUUCAUUGGCCUCGAUGUUCCCCCGCCGCUUGGUCCCCUGUACAUUCUCGGUGAUGUCUUCAUGGGCGUCUACUACACUCACUUCGACAUGGCCAACAAGCGUGUCGGCUUUGCCCUCUCCACCUAAAGGGUUGAGCGAUGCAUUGAAUGAUUGAUUUCAUUGGAACAAUUACCUUUUGCUUUGUGUGUUUCCAUCCACAUCCAAUACAAAUUGUUCCUUGUUA